AUGGAGAUCGCAUGCGCUUGUGCAUUUGCAACAUUGUCAUCCAUUCAGGACCAAGACGACAGUUUCAGGACGAAGAGAAAAACUGAGCGGGAAUCAAGUGAACCUGUUAGUAACCACGUUGCAGACAACGGGAAGGAGGGGAUUCUUUGCCUGACCCGCAGCAGGCUUGCGAGUGAAAAGGAGAAGCAGACAUGCAAGUUCAUUGGGAAAUUGCACAAAUCAAGCCUAGUAAUCCGGGGCGAAAAGGAUGAACAAGCAGUGUUGUGCAGCAAAGAUAAAACUUAUGAGAUGAAAAUAGCAGAUACGUCAAAUAUGCUGCUGUUUAUUCCUGGUUGCAAAACUCCAGAACAGCUGAAUGCAGAUCAAGUAUCUUGUAAUAUUAUUCAUUCACAGAUUGCUGGCUUCUCCAAUAACUAUUGGGAAUUAAGGAGAUGUCGACCUAAACUGAAGAAACUGAGGAAGCUUUUAAUGGAAGAUCCGUAUGAAGGGCCAGAUAGUCGGAAAGAUCAGACUUCGAUAACUUCAAAGUAUACAACAGAAGAUUUGCUAAGUCUGAUUCAAGCAAGUGAAGAAGAAAUACUGCACCAAUUGCAGGUUAUAGAUGCCUGCAGAAUUGAAGGAUAUUGGAGAAUUCUAGAGUUUGACUAUGAGAUGAAACUCUUGAAUCAUGUGACUCAGCUGAUAGACUCAGAGUCCUGGUCUUUAAAUAAGGUUCCUUUACGUACCUGCCUUGAGGAACUUGGACCUUUAGAGCCCACAGAGAUGAUAGAACAUAUUCUUUUAAGCUAUGGAAAGAAAUACGUUGAUGAUGCAGGGGAGGUUUACUUUGAAAUGCGUGAAGAUAAAAUAUGCAGAGCUAUAGCACAAAUGCUUUUGCAAAAUGCAGUUAAAUUUAAUCUAUCAGAGUUUCAAGAAGUCUGGCAACAAAGUGUCCCUGAAGGGAUGACGACAAGGCUUGAUCAGCUUAAGGGCCUGGCUCUUGUGGAUAAAAGCUCAAGACCAGAGACCAUCUUUCUGCUAAAAGUAGAAGACUUGCCUGAAGAUAAUCAGGAAAGAUUUAACAGCUUAUUUAGCAUACGGGAGAAGUGGACAGAAGCGGAUAUUACCCCUUACAUACAAGACUUAUGUGCAGAGAAGCAGACGGUUGGUACUCUUCUGACAAAAUACGCUCGCUCCUCAAUGCAGAAUGGUGUUAAAGUUUAUAAUUCUAGAAGACCCAUCUCAUAACAAGCAUUGUUUGAAGAACUGAGAAUGCUGAAAGGAGUAACAGCGACUGUUGCUUGUUGCUGCCUUCUGGGGAAAGGAGUUGUCAACCGAUGUUAUACAGCGUUCUUGAGUUUAAGCAGCCAAGCUUCUUGAAUGAGUUCUGUUUUCUGCUCAGCUAAGUAGAAUGUGGGGGCACUUGCCCCUUCUGAGAAACUAUAGUGUCAGCAGCCGUUGCCCGCCUUCUUUUUCCUUUGUGUCUGUAGUUAUGCCAGGAGUCAAGCUACUUUGUGAAUAGGCUGUCUAGCCAUCAACUGAAGUCUUGACAUGAAAAAUUAAAACCUCCUUGACAAUAAUUGAAUGAAUUUAAUUGAUUUCAACAGCAAAAUGGAAUGCUUAAGUCUUUUGCCCAUUGGUGAGCAUUCUUAAAGAUUAAGAUUUCGUUGCAGCAUGGACAUUUUGAACACCGCAGACCUUGACAAGCUCAUGAACAAAUUAUUCCUGAGUGAGACUACACUAGUCUUAAUUUUGGAAGGUGGUUCUUUUUGUGGUCAUGCCUGCAAAUAACAUUGGCUUGAGCUCCUGACACUCUUAAAGCAUGGUAGAAUUGCCUUUUAAACAUUACAAAAAACCAGACUGCAAUCAAGUGUGACGAUAUGAGAGAGUAGUUAGGCACUGUGUUAUGAAUUUCCUAUAAACUGCCAUUGGCAUGUAGCUGAUGUAAAAUUAAUUUUUUACAGAAGACUACCUUUGCUUUUUAAAGAGCGCUUAUAAAACUUGGUAAUAUGUUUUCUUCUUUUUUAAAUUUCUUAUGGUAAAUAACUGCACAUAGAGCUUAAAUUUAGAGUGGGAUAUUAUUCUGCAUAGAGCAAUAAAACAGGAAUUUUUUUUUUGUGGUAAUGUCCUGAAGUGGAGUGCCUGAAAAUGAACUUGUGUGAUCAUUGAAAAGGAUCAUUUUGCGUGUCAGUGAGCCAGAGUUUAAUACUGGAUGUUUUUCAGAUAUUUUUUUGUUUGUUUUUUUAAACUU
This is a messenger RNA of Egretta garzetta (little egret), 2230 nucleotides long. RefSeq names its product DNA replication and sister chromatid cohesion 1 (gene DSCC1). NCBI's taxonomy places the organism in Eukaryota, Metazoa, Chordata, Aves, Pelecaniformes, Ardeidae. The coding region runs from base 1 to 1227 and encodes 408 amino acids. Gene Ontology annotation, cellular component: Ctf18 RFC-like complex; chromatin; chromosome, centromeric region. The record is from RefSeq and is a predicted model, not a curated record. The transcript has 10 exons. Gene Ontology annotation, biological process: maintenance of mitotic sister chromatid cohesion; mitotic sister chromatid cohesion.